Molecule: messenger RNA, 4854 nt
Organism: Archocentrus centrarchus (flier cichlid)
Lineage: Eukaryota; Metazoa; Chordata; Actinopteri; Cichliformes; Cichlidae
Gene: sacm1la
Product: SAC1 like phosphatidylinositide phosphatase a
Exons: 20
Coding region: 66-1826 (586 amino acids)
Biological process (GO): phosphatidylinositol dephosphorylation
Cellular component (GO): endoplasmic reticulum
Molecular function (GO): phosphatidylinositol-4-phosphate phosphatase activity
Source: RefSeq, a predicted model, not a curated record
UCUGGCAACGUCUGCAGAGCCCACUCUCACUGCUGUCGUCACGAGGUCAGGUAGAAGGAGCGAAGAUGGCGACUGCCUACGAAAGAUACAAUUUGCACACGACCCCUGAGAAGUUCUUCAUUGAGGCCUGCGAUGAGGGUGCUGAUGCUGUGCUGGCAAUUGACAGGGUUUCAAAUGAGAUGACCCUCACAGGUAAAAAGGAUGUUCCUCCCUCUGCGGUUACCAGGCCUAUAUGUGGCAUCAUGGGAACUAUCCGCCUGGUGGCAGGGAUGUACCUCAUUGUCAUCACCAGGAAGAGAAAUGUUGGCAGCCUUCUGGGCCACGCUGUGUGGAAGGCUGUGGACUUUGAUGUGAUUUCCUAUAAGAAGACAGUGCUGCAUCUGUCUGAGAUUCAGUCUCAGGAGAAUAAGACCUUCCUAACUAUGCUUAACAAUGUGCUGACUACGGACGGCUUCUACUUCUGCACUGACUUCGACCUGACACACACACUGCAGCGGCUGGCCAACACCAGCCCUGACUUCCAGGAGAUGAGUCUGCUAGAGAGGGCAGAUCAGAGGUUUGUGUGGAACGGGAACCUCCUGAGAGAACUGGCUGGGCAGCCCGAGCUUCAUAGGUUCGCACUUCCUGUAAUCCAUGGAUUCAUUGUCAUGAAACCAUGUCGUAUAAAUGGGAAGAUCUUUGAGUGGAUCCUCAUAUCGAGGAGAAGCUGCUUCCGGGCUGGCGUCAGAUACUACGUUAGAGGCAUUGACUCUGAAGGCCAUGCUGCUAACUUUGUGGAAACUGAGCAGAUAGUUUUGUAUGAGGGAGCAAAGGCUUCAUUUGUACAGACACGAGGCUCAAUGCCCUUUUACUGGAGUCAGAGGCCCAACCUCAGAUACAAACCUAAACCUAUAAUCAGCAAAGCCACAAGUCAUAUGGACGGCUUCCAGAGGCAUUUUGACUCUCAGCUCCUUAUCUAUGGGAAGCAAACUAUUCUGAACCUAGUAAAUCAGAAGGGCUCAGAGAAGCCCCUGGAGCAGGCCUUUGCCAAGAUGGUGUCUGGCAUGAAUAAUGAUAUGCUAAAAUACAUAGCCUUCGACUUCCACAAAGAGUGCAGCCACAUGAGGUGGGACCGUCUUCAGAUCCUAGUGGAUUCUGUCGCUGAGACACAAGAUGAAUAUGGCUAUUUCAUGGUGAACUCAGAGGGAAAGACGAUGGCCCAGCAGAAGGGAGUGUUCCGCAGUAACUGCAUGGACUGCCUGGACAGGACCAACGUCAUCCAGAGCCUGCUCGCUCGACGCUCGCUGCAGACCCAGCUUCAGAGGAUCGGGGUUUUGAAUGUGGGUCAGCGCAUUGAAGAGCAGGCUGAGUUUGAAAAGAUCUACAAGAACGCAUGGGCUGACAAUGCCAAUGCAUGCGCUGUACAGUAUGCAGGAACUGGAGCCUUAAAAACAGACUUCACAAGGACUGGGAAGAGGACCAGGUGGGGGCUGCUAAUGGAUGGCUGGAACUCGAUGAUUCGCUAUUACAAAAACAACUUCUCUGAUGGAUUCAGACAGGAUUCCAUCGACCUGUUCCUGGGUAACUUUGCUGUCGAUGACUCAGAUGGACCCACUCCGCUUCGUGUGCAAAAGGACUGGAAGUUCCUCACACUGCCCAUCAUCAUGCUGGUGGCAUUUUCCAUGUGCAUUGUCUGUCUUCUCAUGGCUGGUGACACGUGGACAGAGACCCUGGCUUACGUGAUGUUCUGGGGAGCUGCAAGUGCAAUCACAGCCACUAUCAUCCUGUUUAAUGGCCAAGACUUUGUGGACGCCCCUAAGUUGGUUCACAAGGAGAAGAUGGACUAAGUGUGUGCUUGUUUAUGUGAGGAAUAGCUGGGUCUGGCGGGCUCAUAUACCUCAUCAUCUUCACCAUCUCCUUCCACAGGUCUGGAAUCUGGGUUGAUCUGCUGCCUCCAUAUUGCCCUCUAAAAUUUCUCAUCCAAAAGAGUCUUUAUCUCUGUGCAACAAAUUUUUACCUUCUUCAGUUGUGCUGCACACACUCCUUAUCACAGUUUACAUUUAAUUACUUAUUGUCCUCGGGCUCUAUUUGAGGUUGGUUUCACUAGUUUAGUUUUGUUGAUGUUGGUUGUCCAUUUCCAAAAAACACAAAACAAAAAACAAUCAUUCCCUGCACUACACCCCCCCCCCCCCCCAUUCCCCCACUAUGCAUUAUUUUUACUGUCCUGUCUGUACUCACCUUUUAGUUAAGCCUUCAACAGUUACACCCAAAGCUGUGGCGAUGAAACAUGCACAUAUUAAAAGCUAUGUUGUAUUUCGAUGAAAAGUGUGGACUCCGGGAGUUUUAAACAUAAUGAGCCUUAGCUGUUUAUUAAUGAUGUAAAUAUGUGGCCGAUCUGUAUGGAGUGAACAAUAUGUCUUCCUGUGAAGCUAUCAAUGGCUGUUUUAUCAAUGGCUUUCUUUAUGAUCUUCUGUUCUUCAUAGAAGCACAAAAUGUGUGGCUACAUACUGAUCUAGCCCUUAGUAUUAAAAGUUCAGUGUUCCACAGCACAGCCUGACUUGUGAUUUGCUCCGCAGUUCCGAUUUCAAGCUGUAUAUGGUUAAGAAUGUGGAGCUCAUCUUGUCACAUCUCUGAGCAAGUUACAGAUGACAAAUUAAAAGAAUCACCACAGAACAAUACGCUACAAUAUACUGCUGAACAUCUUUUUGGAACUGCAUCAUCAUUUGGUUGAUGGUCUAAUUGUUCAAAAAAACCAACUACAACAAAGUGUUCAUUUUGAGUUUUCAGUGCCUGCUGUUAAGACCAUUCAGUCACAUUUUUAUUUUCCUGUAAGCAUUUGGUUUUCCUCUGAAUAGCCCCCACGACCCUGACAAGGGUAAGCGGAAGAGAGUGGAUGGAUGGAUGGAUGGAUGGCAUUCAUUACAUCAGUGAGUUACUAGGAGCACUUGUAACAAUAUUAUGUCUGAAAUGCACCGAUCAGAGGAUAUGUUAGUGGUUUCCUGUGGUGUCUGGCUUCCUGACACUGGCAGCAGAUCUUUAGAGUCCAGCAGAGUUUCAUGGCUCAGGUUUACUUUGAUCAUCAAACUGGAGGCCGUCAUCACCUCGGGCUCUUUGUCAUAUUAUAAGCUGUUUCUGAGCAGUUUUGCAGUGUGGCGGAUCGCAUUUUCUUGCUGGUGAAGGCCACUGCCAGGCAUGACCUUUGUCUUCAGGUAUAUUUUGUUGGGUCGUGCAGGUCAAAGUAGUAUCUAAAUGAAUGCCAGGAACCAAAGUUUCUGCCAGAACAUUAUAUUGUAACAAGUGAUCGGUGUUUGACAUUUCACCUGCCAGUGGUUUCAGGUUGACAUGUAGCCACAUGUCUGGAACAAGCCAAUGAGGAAUUUGAUGAUUUUAACCACCUUAAAGCUGCUUUAGGGAAACCAGACUGGGAGAAGUAUUUGUUAAAGGGCUGAAGUAUCAGUUAUGAGCAGCUACAGACUCUGGAGGGUUCCAUAAACUGCUGCACAUCCAUAUGUAAUGUUUUCAGUUUUGUUCAGUUUUUUUUGUUACUUGAGAGGUUGUGGCUUGUUUCUUUUGCAGUCUGGAAGAUGAUAUGUGCAGUUUCUCAAUUUCAGUUACCACCCUGCUAAUUGUCAUGUUCCAUUUCUUUUGAGAAUUAGCAUAUGGGCCUUAAGGAUAAGGGUAUAGUGGUCAUCUAAACCAUCAAAUGGCCCCUGUGGCUUUAUGACACUUUCUUUUUUUAUUUUUUUUUUUGGGUGGGGCUAAACAACACCUUCCCCAUUGUUCCCCAAAAGAGACAGGACCCCUUACCCUACCCCCAGCUACCACAUUAGUGUAAGGGGGAACUGGGAUCUGGCUGUCAAAAUAAUAUCUUUUUUGCACCAGAUGAUAACUCAGUGUGAUAAAUGUCAGGUAAAUGACAGGUAAACAUUUUAUUAAUGCCUUCUUUAUCCAAUAUGAGACACAGGAUUGUACCUUGUGUGUACAAGAUCCUAGAGUCCUCAUUUCUUGCGGAGUUGCCAGUAAGCUACAGUAACCAGUCCAGCUCAUUUCCUUUCACCAGCUUAUACAGUUGUGGAAUCUGUCUCCUGAACACAGUGACUUACAGUGUCUGUAUAUUUUGAGAAGGAGAUCCCCAUCAGCAGAAAUAACUGUUUAGUGUCAUUUGUGGGAGUAAGUGGUGGGUUUAGCUGUACAGUAAGCAGCUCCCUUUCUUUUCUGUAACCGUGUACUGCUGCAGGCUUAAAGCUGUCUGAAGGUUCCACCUUUUCUUAUUUUUUUUUCUUCUUUCCAACAGUGGAGCCAGUGACAUGUUACUGUAACACAAGCUCCUGCUCAGCAAAAGUGCACUAUUGGAUGUGUGGGGUAUAAUAUGACUCUCAAACCUCAUUGUAUUGCAACAAUACAUUAUUUUCAUGUGGAAGCAGGGCCUCAGCUCUGAGCUCGGUGAGGUCAUACUUGUUUGGGUUUUAUGUUUUUUUUUUUUUGUUUUGGUUUCUAGACACAUGUGACAAACAUAAUUCAGAAACAUUUGUCAUAAAGAAAGAAUACAAAAUAGAAAACAUAAUAAAUAAAGCAUUUUUAUUAACAUCUCUUUGAGAUGCAGACAUGUAUGUUCUUUCCAAACAUAGAAAACAAUGUCAUAACUGUGCAGUACAGCUGAUGUUGGUGUUUUAUGUCUGAAUGUUGCUGAUAAUUGUCACAUAUUAGGAACACUGGGGUUGUAUAGCUAUAAACAAGAUUCUACAUGUCUCAUCUGUUCAGAAUAUUUAGUUUUUUGUGUGUGGUAGAACAUGUCAAUGAUUUUAUGCUUCUUCAGCACUCUCCUUCCAGAACCAGACUUUAUCUUUGUUAAUAAACUGAACACACAUGUUAUGG